UGCCAUUGCCAGCUAAGCUUGAACAACAGCUGAGAGGGCAAAAUGGUAAAAAUCUAAGAAAGCGAAGUGUUCCAACUUGCCAACAACAAUAACACACACCGCCGUGGCCUUUUGAGUCAGCCAGGCAGUCAGAGAGAGAGAGAGAGAGAGAGAGAGAGAAACAAAGAAAGCAAAACAGACAGAGAGAGUGACUGAAAGAUUGUAGAACAAGGAAACCUCAUCAAAAAAACAAAUAUAUAUUUGGUAAAAGCAGUAGUUGUUGUUGUUGUUGUGGUCUCAGUUGCAGUUACAGUUAGCUCUUUCUCUGCCUGCCUGCUGUUACUAAUCGUUCGUUGUUGUUGUUGUUGCUUCUUAUUCAAAGUUCAAACAACCUCUUAACAACCUCCAUUACCACCACUACCUAGCUAGAUAUUCCACAACAUUCACCUUGUUGCUAUAUCAUUGUCCUCUUCGUCUCAAUCAGUCUCCCAAAUGAUCAGACCAAAUUCCUAACUGAAUUAACAUUUGCUAGCUACUCUACCCACCUCUCUUCUGUUUUGUUCUCUUUCUGUUCCUCAUUUCUUUGAAGUGAAACCAACGACGCAUGGAAGCAUCUGAGAAUUGUAGUGUUAAGGUUGCUGUUCACAUACGGCCCCUCAUUUCCGAUGAGCGCCUUCAAGGUUGUAAAGAAUGUGUUACUGUCACACCCGGGAAACCUCAGUUACAGAUUGGCUCUCAUUCCUUUACAUUUGAUCAUAUCUAUGGAAACAGUGGAUCUCCUUCAUCUGCCAUGUUUGAAGAAUGCAUUGCUCCACUUGUUGAUGGUUUAUUCCAAGGAUAUAAUGCUACUGUACUGGCCUAUGGUCAGACAGGAUCUGGGAAAACAUAUACCAUGGGGACUAGCUUCAAGGAUGGUUGUCCGACAGGACUGAUUCCACAAGUUAUGAAUUCACUAUUCAACAAGAUUGAAAUAUUGAAGCAUCAAACAGAAUUCCAGUUGCAUGUUUCUUUCAUCGAGAUCCUGAAGGAAGAAGUAAUGGACUUGCUGGAUUCUGUAUCUAUUAGCAAAUUAGAGACUGCUAAUGGGCAUACUGGAAAAGUUUCUGUUACUGGGAGGCAGCCAAUUCAAAUUCGUGAAACCUCAAAUGGAGUUAUAACACUAGCAGGAUCAACUGAAAUUGCUGUUAGUACAUUACAGGAAAUGGCCACUUGCCUGGAGCAAGGAUCUUUAAGCAGGGCAACUGGGAGUACAAAUAUGAACAACCAGUCCAGUCGGUCACAUGCUAUCUUCACAAUCACAUUGGAGCAGAUGCGCAAAAUCCAUUCAGAUGUUCCUGGCUGUGACUCCCCGGAGGAGGAUAUGGGUGAAGAAUAUUUUUGUGCAAAGCUCCAUCUGGUAGAUCUUGCUGGAUCUGAACGCGCUAAAAGAACAGGUUCUGAUGGUCUUCGUUUGAAAGAAGGUAUACACAUAAAUAAGGGACUUCUUGCACUUGGUAAUGUCAUUAGUGCAUUAGGGGAUGAGAAAAAGCGGAAAGAGGGUGUGCAUGUCCCUUACCGAGACAGCAAACUAACUCGACUGUUGCAGGAUUCACUUGGUGGAAACAGCAAGACUGUCAUGAUAGCUUGCGUCAGUCCUGCUGACAUCAAUGCUGAGGAAAGUCUUAACACACUCAAAUAUGCGAAUCGUGCCCGCAAUAUUCAAAAUAAGCCUGUUGUUAAUAGAGAUUUAAUAUCCAAUGAGAUGCAAAAGAUGCGGCAGCAGCUAAUGAACUUACAGGCAGAGCUUGGUGCUCGUGGGGGAGGAGCACCAUCAGAUGAAGUGCAGGUUCUCAAGGACCGGAUUGCUUGGCUUGAGGCUACCAAUGGGGAUCUUUGUCGAGAACUUCAUGAAUACCGCAGUAGAUGUGGUGUCAUACAGCAUGAUGUAAUAGAUGGUCAAGAAGGCCACUUCGGUUUUACAAAAAGUGAUGGACUUAAGAGGGGCUUUCAGAGCAUAGACUCAUCUGAUUAUCAGAUUGUUGAAACCAUAUCAGGUGAAAGUCCCAGGGAAUUUGAUGAAGUAACUAAAGAGUGGGAGCAUGCACUUCUGCAAGAUACAAUGGACAAAGAGUUAAAUGAAUUGAACAAACGUUUGGAGCAGAAAGAGUGUGAGAUGAAACUUUUUGGUGGCAUUGAUACUGAAGCACUCAAGCAGCACUUUGGGAAGAAAAUCACAGAACUUGAGGAAGAAAAAAGAAUUGUGCAGCAAGAAAGGGAUCGUUUGUUGGCAGAAGUUGAGAAUCUUGCUGCCAAUUCUGAUGGGCACACACACAAAAUGCAAGAUAAUCACGCUCAAAAACUAAAAGGGCUUGAAGCACAGAUUUUAGAUCUUAAGAAGAAACAAGAAAGCCAGGUCCAACUCUUGAAGAAAAAACAAAAAAGUGAUGAAGCAGCAAAGCGCCUGCAAGCUGAAAUACAGUAUAUAAAGGCUCAGAAAGUUCAGUUGCAGCAUAAGAUAAAACAAGAGUCAGAACAAUUUCGACAAUGGAGGGCUUCUCGUGAGAAGGAAUUGCUUCAGCUAAGGAAAGAGGGAAGGAGAAAUGAGUAUGAACGACAUAAACUCGAAGCUCUGAAUCAGCGCCAGAAAAUGGUUCUUCAAAGAAAGACAGAAGAGGCUGCUAUGGCAACCAAACGGUUGAAAGGGUUGUUGGAAGCUCGUAAGCCUGCUGCACGUGACCACUCAGUGACAUCCAACGGACAUACACAGACUGGACAGGGAAAUGAAAAAUCUUUGCAAAGGUGGCUUGAUCAUGAGUUGGAAGUCAUGGUGAAUGUGCAUGAAGUUCGUUUUGAAUAUGAAAAGCAAACCCAAGUACAAGCUGCACUGGCAGAAGAGUUGGCCAUAAUGAAACAAGUGGAUCAGUUUUCUUCUAAUGGGCCAAGUCCCCCAAGAGAGAAGAGUGGAUAUUCCAGACUGUUAUCCAUGUCACCAAAUGCAAGAAUGGCAAGGAUAGCUUCUCUGGAGAAUAUGCUGAACAUGACUUCAAAUGCAAUUGUGGCAAUGGCUUCACAACUUACAGAGGCAGAAGAAAGGGAUCGUGCCUCAAUUGGUCGUGGACGUUGGAACCACUUACGCUCAAUGGGAGAUGCUAAGAACUUGCUUCACUAUAUGUUUAAUUCUGCUGCGGAAGCAAGGUGCCAGUUGUGGGAAAAGAAUGUGGAGAUUAAGGAAAUGAAAGAGCAGCUGAAAGAUCUUGUAUCUCUGCUACAACAAAGUGAAGCACAGAGAAAAGAACUCAUAAAGGAGCAAAAAAUGAGGGAACAAGCUGUUGCAAUUGCCUUGUGUUCAUCAGCUUCGGGAAAUUCACGCACUUCAUUGAAACACUUUGCGGAUGAUAUGAGUGGCCCCUUGUCUCCAAUGUCUCUUCCAGCACCAAAGCAACUGAAGUUCACACCUGGAAUUGUUAAUGGAUCAGUUAAGGAGUCAGCAACAUUUGUAGACCAGACACGAAAGAUGGUACCUAUGGGACAAUUGUCAAUGAAGAAACUAGCAGCUGUAGGACAAGCUGGCAGACUCUGGAGGUGGAAGAGAAGUCACCAUCAGUGGCUAGUACAGUUCAAAUGGAAGUGGCAGAAGCCAUGGAGACUCUCAGAAUGGAUCAAGCACAGUGAUGAGACAAUCAUGAGGUCAAGGCCACGACCACAAGCUCUGGUUGGAUGAUGUGAUAACCUCCGAAUUCAUCAUCUUUUUUUUUUGGUGUACAUACAUUGACUGCUAUAUACAAUCCAGGAUGUGGCCCGGUGGAAAUAUCAAUAGGCAUCUCAUGAAGUGAAAGGAGGAGAUUGGAGUUUUCCAUGGUCUUUUGGUUGAGACAUUGAUUGGAUUUGGGGUAUCUUCGACUAUUUUCUGGAUUUGAUUGGUAAAGAUUACAUGAGAAGCACUUCUCAGGCUGGCAUGUUGACAGCAAUCAUAGGAAAAGGCAGAUGUUGAGUGAAAGAGUUGCAUAGGCCACAGAUGUAUUUUGUGAUGCUACUGUAUCUUUUUUUUUUUUUUUUUAACAAGCUACUGUAUCAUGUUGAUGUAUUUCGUUUUUUCUUGUUUUUGUACAUUGUGUAUGUCUGUAGUGUUUCCUUUUUGUGAAGAAGAUAGUCAAGAUUAGAUUAACAGUUAGUCAAAGUA
Molecule: messenger RNA, 4138 nt
Organism: Quercus robur (English oak)
Lineage: Eukaryota; Viridiplantae; Streptophyta; Magnoliopsida; Fagales; Fagaceae
Product: kinesin-like protein KIN-4A
Exons: 26
Coding region: 584-3679 (1031 amino acids)
Biological process (GO): mitotic spindle organization; microtubule-based movement
Molecular function (GO): microtubule binding; ATP binding; microtubule motor activity
Source: RefSeq, a predicted model, not a curated record